Messenger RNA from Onthophagus taurus, 1102 nucleotides. RefSeq lists its product as uncharacterized. Lineage: Eukaryota; Metazoa; Arthropoda; Insecta; Coleoptera; Scarabaeidae. The record is from RefSeq and is a predicted model, not a curated record.
UGUUAAAAAUUAUUCAGUCUUUAAAUAAUAAAUAUGUCUAAAACGGGUUCACCACAAAAGAAACCUUCAAUUAGUUUCAGUGAAAAUCAAGAGAAUCCUCCACAAGGAGGAGCUUUAAGUGAUUUAGAUAACCAAGAUAAAUCACCCAAUAAAUCACCAACAAGAAGACGUAGUACUCCGACAGGUUCUGCUGGAUCACCAGCAAGAAAUGCCUCUCCGGAACGCAAAUCCCCAUCUCCAGCUCAAUCUAAUCGAACUCCUUCUCAAUCACCAAAAGAAGGUUCAAUUACAGAGAAAACAAAUGAUGAUAGUUAUAUUCCAAGUCCAUAUACAUUUAGAGCACCGGCUCGAGCCAAAAGCUUUGUGAGAAUGAACGCAAAAUGUCCCCCGUUUUACCUUCAAUUAGAUCAUACGUUAGCGGUUAUUUGGACUUUAUUCAGUGAUAAUCCCCCAGUAUCCUUAGGGAUAGUACAACUUCAAUGGGCGUUAAAUUUCCUGCAAGGUAUUUAUACGAGAAAAGGUGAACAUCCUAAAGAUGUCUCGCUAUGUAUUCAAGCUAUCGAAGAUCUUUUAUUAGCGAAAUACGCCGAUAUGGCUAAAGAAGUUUCGUUUAUUGAAGAGGAGGAAAAGAAGAAACGGAUGCGAAAAGUGAUGCCUUCCUCCUCAGACGCCUCAAUGAAAAGUAAACAAACUGUUUGUGAAUCGGAAACUUGUUUUGGAAGAAUGUGUUUGGAUGUGGACAGGGUGUUAAGUCAUGAAGCGAAUAUUUCGUCCAGCCCAAUGCCUUUUUCUGUUAAUUAUUCCGACAUAGUUGAUAAAGUACGUGUUGAUUACGAUCAGAUGUAUUCGAAACAUUCUCGUGCUUCCACCACUAUUUCCGGUGUCGAAUUACCACAAGAAAACACCAUGGAGUUUUUAGAAAAAUGGCGAGCAGAUCAAAUAAAGAAAAUUCAAGCAGAAAUGUUACGAUUAAAAUCUAUUGAGACUUAUAUCGGUUGUGCCGAGACCAACAUUGAUAGUGUGAAGGAUGCCCUUCAAAAUGAUGAUACUUUAAGAGAUAGACCACAAAAAUUUUAUUAUUAACCAAAAUUUGUGUUGAUUA